Saccharomycodes ludwigii is the source of this 1014-nucleotide messenger RNA. It is a transcript of the gene TMA46, whose product is annotated as translation machinery-associated protein TMA46. Gene Ontology annotation, molecular function: metal ion binding; mRNA binding. Lineage: Eukaryota; Fungi; Ascomycota; Saccharomycetes; Saccharomycodales; Saccharomycodaceae. Gene Ontology annotation, biological process: cytoplasmic translation. The transcript has a single exon. The record is from RefSeq and is a predicted model, not a curated record. Bases 1 to 1014 code for a protein of 337 amino acids. Gene Ontology annotation, cellular component: cytosol.
AUGCCACCAAAGAGAAAUGCUAAUGCCAAAGAGGGCAGAAAAAAGGAUAAUGUGGACAAAACUUUUGGUAUGAAAAAUAAGAAUAAAUCCAAGAGAGUUCAAAAUUACAUUAAACAAGUUAAUGCACAAAGUGGAGAUCCAAAGAAAGAAGAACUAAAGAGAAAGAAAUUAGAGGAAAAAAAACUAAAGGAGGCUAUGGAAGCUGAAAAAAAAGCAUUGUUUAACCCAGUAAUAGACCAAAGAGUUAGGGCUGGUGUAGAUCCAAAAACUGUUGUUUGUGCUUUGUUUAAAUUGGGAAAUUGUAAUAAGGGUGCUCGUUGUAAAUUUAGCCAUGAUUUAACCGUAGGUCGUAGAAUGGAAAAGAAAGAUUUAUACCAGGACACUAGAAAAUUAGAAGAUACUAUGGAUAAGUGGGAUGAGGAAAAAUUAAGAAGUGUUAUUUUAUCUAAACAUGGGAAUCCAAGAACUACUACAGAUAAAGUUUGUAAAUUUUUUUUGGAAGCUGUCGAAAAUGGAAAGUAUGGUUGGUUUUGGGUUUGUCCAAACGGCGGUGAUAAAUGUAUGUAUAAACACGCUCUUCCUGAGGGUUUUGUAUUGAAAACCAAAGAGCAACAGAGAUUAGAAAGGGAAGCUUUAGAAAACCAACCAAAGAUUACGUUGGAAGAAUUUUUAGAAACAGAGAGAAAUAAAUUGGAUAAAUCUAAACUAACCCCAAUUACUAAGGCCAAUUUUGCCGAAUGGAAAAAAACACAUGAUAUUGCAAAAAUUAAUGCAGAAAAUACCGUUAGGCGAAUGGCCAAUGGUAAGCAGAAAUUGACCGGACGUGAAAUAAUUCAAAAACAUUAUGCUGAAAACAAAACAUGGGCUGAUGAAGAAGAAGCCACUUAUGAUGAUGGUACUAAUGGUACUGCUUGGGAUAUGUCUGAAAUGCAAGAAGUUAUCGAGCAAGAAAGACUAAAAGAAGCAAACGAGCAUAUUAAAGAUUAUGGUGAUGGUGAUAAUCCAGUAUUUUAG